This is a messenger RNA of Nematocida parisii ERTm1, 645 nucleotides long. RefSeq lists its product as uncharacterized. The record is from RefSeq and is a predicted model, not a curated record. Lineage: Eukaryota; Fungi; Microsporidia. Gene Ontology annotation, cellular component: cytosolic large ribosomal subunit. The transcript has a single exon. Bases 1 to 630 code for a protein of 209 amino acids. Gene Ontology annotation, biological process: maturation of LSU-rRNA from tricistronic rRNA transcript (SSU-rRNA, 5.8S rRNA, LSU-rRNA). Gene Ontology annotation, molecular function: structural constituent of ribosome; RNA binding.
AUGAACAAAGUACAGCUGACUACAAAUGAAAUAGAAAGCAAAACAAUCUCAACCAUUAAAAGAAUGAAGGCAUUCUUAAAAGAGGAGGAAGAGAAGAAGGAAGAAGCAGAAAAAAACAACUCUAUAUAUGUUCCAGCUGAAGCACCAUUCUUCUUUGCUGUAAGAAUCAGAAGUUCAAACAAGGCAGCCCCAGAUGUCAUGUGUGCACUUGACACACUUAGAUUAAGAAACGUGAACACUGGCACAUUCGUGAUAAACAACAAGUCAUCAAAGUCUCUUCUCCAGAAGGUACGGGCUUAUGUUACAUACGGCACACUUUCACUUGAAACCAUAAGAAAGCUUAUUUACACCAGAGGAUUUGGAAGGUACAAUGGAAUGCCAGUAAACAUCACACCAAGACUUCUUGCAGAGCAGUUUGGAGGUGCUGUAGAGACUGUUGAAGACAUCGUAGAGGCCAUUUUCAUGGGAAAGAGAUCCGAUGCAUCAGCAAUUAACAAGUGGCUCAGACCAUUCAAGCUUAGCUGCCCAAGAAAGGGCUUCGGAGGAAGAAAGAUCAAGGGAUUCACAGAGGGAGGAGCAACAGGAGACCGUGGCCGGUACUUGGACGAGCUUAUUCAAAGGAUGAUAUAAUAAAUGAAUUUCCGG